AUGGCGCCGGCGGCGCUCGGGCGGCUGCGGCGGCUCCUCCCCGCGGCCCCGCUGCUCGGCCGCGCCCCGCCGCCGUCCCGGGCCGCGCAGACGGGCGGCGCCGGACCCCCCCGGCCUCGCCGCGACCUCUACGAGGUGCUGGGGGUCGCGCCCACGGCGACGGCGGCGCAGAUCAAAACGGCGUACUACGAGAAGUCGUUCCGCUACCACCCCGACCGCAACGCCGGCAGCGCGGCCGCGGCCGAGCGCUUCGCCGCCGUCAGCGAGGCUUACCGGGUGCUGGGCAGCGCCGCGCUGCGCCGCAGGUACGACCGCGGGCUGCUGAGCGCCGCGGAGCUGCGCGACGCGCCCCGGCCCUCGGGCCCCGCCGCCGCCGCCGCCGCCGCCCCGCCGCCGCCCCGCGCCGCCGCCGCCCGCCCGGGGCCCGUCCCCGCGCCCUUCGACUUCGACGCCUUCUACCGCGCGCACUACGGGGAGCAGCUGCAGCGGGAGCAGCUGCAGCGGGCGCGGCGGGAGCAGCUGCGCCUCCGGCGGGAGGAGACCGCGGCACAGGGACGCCUGCGGGUCCUCUCGGAUCUCUCCGUCGGGAUGCUCUUCUUCCUGACCAUCGCGCUGCUCUACGGCCUCAAGUGACGGCGGGGCCGUGGCGGGGCUGGGCAGCCCCCGCGGUGUCACCAGGGGCCGUGUCCUGCAGCGCCCGGUGUCUGCUCUCCAGCCUGGGACACUGCACUCGGCCAGCGUGACCUUCACGGGCAGGAAUCCACCGGCAGGCUCCACAGGCUGUGAGCUGGCCCCUGCCAGCGUGACCUUGGGACACGCUGUGGUGCCCCUGGAUGCCCUCUGUGGGCACAGCCUGUGCCACUCAGCAGGACCUCGCAGAGGUGCGGCAGGAGCUCUGGAUGUGCCCCUCAGCCAGUGCCACCUGCACAGUUGCUGCACUCUGGACUGGCAUGUGUCCCCUCCUUUGGCGCAGCUGUGUGACCUUGGUGUGCCUGCAGAGAUUAAAGGCUGUCAGAGGUGCUGUGUGCUCUGUGUGUUCAGGGUUGCAUUCACUGGUGGCUCUGCUGAUGCCAGAGCUGUGCUGGCACACCUGCUGUCACAACAUCUCUGGGGAGCUCCUGAUGUCCCACUGCAUCAGCCUGCUCAGAAUGGCAGGGACACGAGUCCUAGAUCCAGACUUGAGGAAUGAAACCUGAGCCCACACUGGCUCGUGCCCUGGUCAGUGUGUGACAUUGCCUGGAGGUGUGAGAAAGCACUUUGGUGUCUGAAAUCCUCUGUCCUGUCUAGGGCCUGCCAGGAAUUUCAGACAAGCCCCUCCCUCUGAGGUUUUUGGCUGCGGUGCACCUAUGGGCACCAAGUGCUAUUCUCUGUGUUUUACACCUGUCUGAGCAUCAUUUGCACAAGAGUUUUUGCCUAUUUAAACAUUGAAGUGCUUUAAGAACUAAAGAUUGUAUUUCUCAGAACCUUUUCUCUGUCCUUGGGUGAAGGCUCACCUGUGCUGUGCUGCUGCUACCUGAGCUGAGGGAGAGAAGCUUCCUGGCAGUGGCCCGAGAGUGCCAAAGACUGUGUGAGACACUGGGUUUGCCAUCAGUGGGAUGAGCAGGAGCCCAACCCUUGUUCCCUCAUCACCCAGACCCUGGGUUGUGUUUUGUCCCAGCAGGAGAAUGUUACAAGUGAAUGCCCUGUGUUUUCCACGGUGGAUUUCUGUGAUGCUCAGAGCUGAAGCAGUGACACAGCAGAGACCACCGUGCCUGCUGGCUGUGCAGAUUGCUCUCUGCCUGCUCCCAACAGCCUUGUGCCACCUCCAGCUGCACACUAGAGGCUGCUGCAUGCUUGGACUAAGAGCCCAGGGGCAGAGUGAGCAUUCCAGGAUCCUCACUGCGUGCCAGCCUGUCCCUUCAGCUGGGAUCACAGCACUAGACAUCAUCGUGGGAGACACAGGAGCCUGGUGUGCCCUGGCUGCAGAGGGAAGCUCCCUGGAGCUGUGGCUCUGGCACCUGCUGAUGCAUUGUCAUGCUCAUCUUCAUUCUGUAAAGCAAAUCACUGAAAGAUCAGAGGUAGCUUUUGGGGCAGAAUUUGGCAGGAAACAUUAAUUUCCAGGCUGGAAAAGCCAGCCAUGUCCAUGGCACUAGGGAGCACUCCUCUAGCUCCCACCCAAACAGGGGUUUGGCAGUUCCUGCUGCUGGUUCUUCCUCUUCCUCCUCAGGUCUCUGUGAUGUAUUUUGAAGAUUAAAGACAUCCAGCCAUAAA
Taeniopygia guttata (zebra finch) is the source of this 2250-nucleotide messenger RNA. It is a transcript of the gene DNAJC30, whose product is annotated as DnaJ heat shock protein family (Hsp40) member C30. Lineage: Eukaryota; Metazoa; Chordata; Aves; Passeriformes; Estrildidae. The record is from RefSeq and is a predicted model, not a curated record.